AUGUCGUGGCUAGGAAUUGUGCUAGCCGCGCACAUCAACGGCUGCAGAGACCAGCACGGCCAAAUCGAGGGACGGGGCCUCAACCCUUCUCGUACCACUACAGAAGUGCCCGAGGGCGCCGAGUUCGGGCAGCAGGCCGGCACAGGAGAUCCAUUCUCCACCUAUGACCGCACGGUCGGUGGGAAGUGCGACCCCAUUACGGAGUACUAG
Messenger RNA from Penicillium canariense, 210 nucleotides. RefSeq lists its product as uncharacterized. NCBI's taxonomy places the organism in Eukaryota, Fungi, Ascomycota, Eurotiomycetes, Eurotiales, Aspergillaceae. The coding region runs from base 1 to 210 and encodes 69 amino acids. The record is from RefSeq and is a predicted model, not a curated record. The transcript has a single exon.